Messenger RNA from Tricharina praecox, 1036 nucleotides. Its product is annotated as thioredoxin. Gene Ontology annotation, molecular function: protein-disulfide reductase activity. The record is from RefSeq and is a predicted model, not a curated record. Lineage: Eukaryota; Fungi; Ascomycota; Pezizomycetes; Pezizales; Pyronemataceae. The transcript has 4 exons. The coding region runs from base 162 to 701 and encodes 179 amino acids.
CCCACCCCUUCCCCACCCCCUUCCCACUCCCACUCCCACUCCCACUCCCCAUUGCUUACGGAACAAAAGCCUCUGCAUAAAAUCAAAUACUCAUAAAAUCAAAUCAAGAAAGAAACAAAGUAGUACCAGGACUCGAGCUCGUACUUAAGGCGAUAAAAGAAAUGGCAGCCCCACGGAUUCGCUCUCUCCUAUCGUCAUCGCACCUGCGCAACUACAGCAUCUCGUCAUCGCUACUACUACUUACCCGCAACCCCUCCUCCUCCUCCUACACCAACACCAACACCAACACCACUACCCCUCACUACCGCUACACCAACAACACCCUCCACCAAACCCUCAACACUCCCCGCAACUUUACCACCUCAACCGCAAAAAUGACCGUCAUCAAGAUCGAAGCCGCCGAUACCUACGCCCAGGCGUUGGAGGAGUCCAAGACGAAGCUUGUCGUGAUCGACUUCUUCGCGGUGUGGUGCGGUCCGUGUAGGGUGAUCGCGCCCAAGGUGGAUGCGUUCUCGAACGACUACGCGGAGAAGGCCAGCUUCUACAAGCUCGACGUCGACGAGCACCAGCAGAUCGCCGCUGAGCUCGAGGUCCGCGCCAUGCCUACCUUCCUGUUCUUCAAGGACGGCAAGAAGGUCUCCGAGGUUGUUGGCGCUAAUCCUAGUGCUUUGAAGGCUGCCCUCGAUAAGUACUGCGCAUAGACGGAGCGAGCGGGACACCCGGACCAACUAUACUGUUCAACUGUUCAACUACUCGAUGGGUGGAUGGGAGGAUGUGGGUGGAAUGGGUGGAAGCGUGCGACCGUCUGAUGAUUGAAUGAACGAAUCGAUGGAUGGUUGGGAGUUGUACUGUACUUACUUUCUUCUUACGUCCGUGUCCGUUUCCGUGCGUGUAACGAACGAACGAACGAUUCCUACGGCUUCAUCAUCAUCAUCGUCGCUGAAUGCUGAGGGCUGAGGGCUGAGUGAAUGUCGUGUGCAAGUUCGCGAUGGCUCAACUCGGCCCGAACGCUGUGUCCUAAUGUGGUGUUCCGAGG